AUGUUGAGUACAUCAUAAACUAGAAGUACCACUGAAACAAUUAGUCGAAUAAUUAUUAACGAAAAAUAUGUGAUAGUGAAGAAUAUUUACAAAGGACAACAAUACAACCUUUAUUUAGGUAAUAAAUGAUGAAGUUAAAAGAUAGUUAGCGAUUAAACACGAAUAGUCGGAUGAUAUUAAUUCAUCUAACCACUUAGAGAAAUAUUUUCUGAUUAAAAUGAAGAAGUAUAUUUCACUGUAAUAUUGUAGAUAAACAUAGUAGAAUGAGGCUAUUCCAGAACUUUAGUUUCUAAUUAGAUUAAAAGAUUGUAACGAAAUUAUUUCCUAAAUUAGUCAAUUGUGUUCCCUUCCUUAUCGAUCAUGGAGAAUAAGUGAUUAAAGGAUCAAAAUAUCAUUACCAAAUUAUGGAACGACAUGGUCCUUCUAUUAAACUUAUAUACAAUUAUUUAUCUAGAAAUAUACCAUUACCAAUUUUAUGUUUGAUAGCAAUUUAAGCAGUAUCAACUCUCUAUUUUAUUCUUAGUUAAAUUGUCUAGAAAUUAUUCAUAAACAUUAGAUUGUUCAUCGUAAUAUUAGACCAAAAAAAUUGUUACUUUCAACAACUGGUAAUGAAAUUUUGUUAAGUGAUUUCAAAUAUGCUUGCAAAUUUAAAAAAUAAUAUGGAUCAUUAAUGGUUAAUGAGAAUUACAAAUUAAAUUCAAACAAAUUAUUUCUCAAUAAAUACUCAAGUGUCAAUCAACAUCUUAAUUAAGGUAAUCAAUAAUAUUUAUUAUUUUUUAGGUCCUACACCAAAAGAUGAUUUAGAAUCUUUAGCUUAUAUUUUACUUAUGUAUGCCUCUAAUUCAAAUGUAUUUUAAAUUAAAGCAGAAAACAAACUACUUAAACUUAAAAAAUUAGAGAGUAUUAAAAUAUCAAUUAUUCCUGAAAUUGCUUUUAAAUAAGCUCCACUUGAAUUUAUUCAUUUCUUACAUCUUGUUAAAACUAGUAAUGCUAACGAUUAUCCAUAAGAUUAUGAAAAAUUUAAGCAAUUAUUUAGAAAAAUCAUUCAGACUAAUGGAUACACAGAAAAAGAACUCUCUUAUCCUUUAUUUCAUGUUAAUUUAUAAGAAAAACCUCAAUCAUCAUAAUUUCAAAGUCAGACAAGCAAAUUUAAAAAAAUGUAACAUCAAAAAAUGAGUUCAGAAUCAAUCAAAGAAGAAGAUGCAGAUGAUGAGAUGUCACCCUAUUAAACAGAGAAGGCUACCGAAGAUAGAACUAUUGAACCAUUAAUUAAAGGAUUAGCAACAAAAUAAUUUAAACUUAUUUCUUUUUUAAAUUAACCUUAAGUUGAAUAGUAGAUUAUUAAACUCAAAUUUACUAAAAAAUGA
Molecule: messenger RNA, 1367 nt
Organism: Paramecium sonneborni
Lineage: Eukaryota; Ciliophora; Oligohymenophorea; Peniculida; Parameciidae
Source: the annotation of a GenBank genome assembly